Halteromyces radiatus is the source of this 679-nucleotide messenger RNA. Its product is annotated as nucleophile aminohydrolase. Gene Ontology annotation, molecular function: peptidase activity. NCBI's taxonomy places the organism in Eukaryota, Fungi, Mucoromycota, Mucoromycetes, Mucorales, Cunninghamellaceae. Gene Ontology annotation, cellular component: proteasome core complex, beta-subunit complex; nucleus; cytosol. The record is from RefSeq and is a predicted model, not a curated record. The coding region runs from base 31 to 615 and encodes 194 amino acids. Gene Ontology annotation, biological process: proteasomal protein catabolic process. The transcript is spliced from 2 exons.
AACACUUCUUAUAUAUACGAAUAUAACACAAUGGAAUGCUUAUUUGGGAUCACUGGAAAGGAUUUUACUUUACUUGCUGCUGAUACUGUUUCAGCUCGUAGUAUUGUUGUGAUGAAAGGUACAGAAGAUAAAUCUCGACAACUUAGUCCCAAUACUGUUUUACUCUACUCUGGUGAACCAGGCGAUACUGUAAAUUUUGCCGAAUAUAUCCAACGCAAUAUCAAACUUUAUAGCAUUCGUAACGGUAUUGAACUAUCACCUAAAUCAAUCGCUACUUUUACUCGACGAGAAAUAGCUGAUUCACUUCGAAGCAGACAUCCUUAUUCCGUCAACAUGAUUUUGGGUGGAUACGAUACUAAAACUGAAAAAUCAGAAUUGUAUUGGAUUGAUUAUUUGGGUGCCAUGGCCUCUUUACCUUUUGCAGCUCAAGGAUACGGUGCUUACUUUUGUACAUCAUUGAUGGAUCGCUAUUAUAAACCCGACAUGAAUGUAGAGGAAGCCAAGAAACUGUUACAACGAUGCCUGGAUGAACUCAAGACUCGAUUUAUUGUCAAUAUGCCAAAGUUCAACGUCAAAUUGGUGACAAAGGAUGGUGUACAAGAUAUUGAAUUGUAGUUAGUUUCCAUUUAUCUAUUUUAUCGUUUAUUUUUAUUCCAAUAAAGACAUCAAAUACAAUGCA